AUUCAACCUUCACUUGUGGCGGCUUUUCAGAGUUAUUGAGAAGGCAUUUAUGUCUCGCGAUGUUGCUCGUGCUUUGGUUGGUUGUAUUUGCCGUUGAAACAUCAUAUGGUGCGUCCACAAUAGAACAGUACUUGCAAUUCAUCCCUGUUAGUGGAGUUAGACAUGACAUCUUUUUCUAUGAACAUCCUGGUCUGCGAAAUCCCAUUGAAAUAGAUGCCACUAUUAAACAGCAAGUUCGCAUCAGGAUUGUCGAACAUCUGAACGAGCUUCCUGUGUUAAGAAUUCAUUGUGUUGUUGCUCCCCUCGAUUCGACUCAUGAACUCGUCUCUGCUUACCUAUGUCGCAGGAAGUCUACGCACGAUUCGGAUGAAUGCAUUGAUCCUAAAACAAGAAAUGUUAUUUUCGGCCGGGUUGAGUUUAGCGCUAAUGGCAAUAGAUCUUCAGGCUACACGUUUUCUUCUAGGCUACCUGUUAAAGAUGAACUACUUGACGGCUUUUACUUCUGCAAGUAUCAUAACCGGAAUGGAGAGCUAAUUUCAAAUUUCAUUGAAAUACAGGAUGCGUAUUACUAUCACAAACGUAUGGUUAGACGACCUGUAAAGCAAACUGAAUAUUUACCUCCUUUAUCUAUCAAUGAUCUUCCCUUGAGUCUGGAAUGCGGACAAACUCAAGUAUCUGAAGAGUUGCCAAGUUGGGCUGAUGCAGCAUUCCCCAGUCCGUUUAUGUGGUCAUUUUGUGAUGUAGACAGCCCUGAUGGUAUACAGUCUGCUGGGUGCAUGCGUAGAGUUCGUCAAACAUCUACUCAUGUUACAAAUUAUUUUGAAAGUUAUGUCUCUCCGAACGGUACUUUGGUGUUAUACAAGCGCACAACGUCAGCAUGGAAAGAUAUGGGUUUGGUGUGCUGGAGCCACUUGGACUCCUCAGCUGUUUAUUCUACCUAUUUUGGUGGUUCAAGUGAGCGGCCUAAGUUGUUGACUUAUGACUCCAAUAUACCAUUCGUUGGUAGUGGAAUUACUGUAUUAUCACCCCUCACACAAAGGAUUACUGUUCGAAUUGGACCACGAACUGGUCUCAAGUUAGUCACUAAGUAUCGAUCUACUCCAGAGUACACGACUGUUAAAUGGACCAAAGACGGAAGAAGAAUUCCACCUGAUUUUCCAGGACACAGUGAUUAUCUCUUGAAGUUUCCUGAUCUCAUUCGCCGAGAGCACUCUGGGACUUACAAUUUACUUGUGGACAAUGGGAAUGAUCAAGUUAAUUUUCAGUUCAUAGUGAGUGUAGUCGGUCCACCUGAAGUGAUACAUGCUCCUCCACCUUUACUUUUAGUGAUGGAGGGAGAAAAUGUUACAUUUAGCUGUCAGUUGGAUUCGUUUAUAACGGAGUCUUUAGAAAUCAAUGGCCUACCGUACCAACCGAAUCCUACUAAUUUUCGUACUGAACUAAGAGAUCAAUAUCCGUACUUAAAAGAUGCUUUAAUACAACCAUUGCAAAAAAAUGGUCAUAUUUUAACUUAUUCAGCCUAUAAUUUGCUGUUUACACCUGGUAGUAAAGUUGGACCGACUCAUACUGUCAGCUUGGUUGGGAAAAAUGAAUAUGGCUUGGCUCGAGUAUCCACUCUUGUCAGAGUACUACCCCGAAUAAACAUCUUGAAGGCUCCAAAAGAUUACUCAUGUACUACCGAUUGCUUAAACACUAUUUCACAUGCAUUCGACUGCGUUAUCGAUACGGAUCCUUAUCAGUCUACUUACUUUGUACAAACAUGGGAAUUAAAUGGCAUUCCUGUGUCGAAAAUGACAAAAGAUUAUCAACAGUCAAAAUUUAUUAAAACAGAAGGCACAAAGUUGAUAAUCACACCCGUUGAUGAUCCAUCCUUAACUGUAUUGUUCCGAAAAGUGAAUGUGACAUGCCGUUGGCGUAUCUUUUAUCCGCAUGUGACUUCUCGUAUUGCAGAUCUCGAUACAAGACUUUUGGAACCGAAUAUGAAGGUGUAUGAUUCUCAUGAGGAUGCAAAAAUCCGUCCACUUAUGACAGCAGCGUUGGAUCUACAAGUGGAUCAUGACCCAACUCCGGCAUCAGCUAACAUAUCUUGGAUAACAGCUGUGAUUAUCGGUAUCCUUGUUAUAAUUGCGAUCGGAGUUCUAACUGCUUGUUUGGUCAUGAGAUUCCGUGGAGAAACUUAUAUGCUGGAUCGUGAAGAACGUGCUCUUGGAAAUGAUCCAGAAAAAGAACUACGUGAAAAAGAAGCAUUUCAAACCUAUGAAAGAGCGUAAGUUUCUGUUCAGUUUCAGUAGUACUAAUAAAUUUAGUGGACAUUUUAGUUUUUGCAAACUGCAACGUAUUUCCACGUGUAUGCGUGGUUUUUUAAGAAAACUACCCUGAAAAAUGUCAUUUCUUUCCAUUGAUUAUUGUUUAAAUCAAUUCGAUGCGUCGGUGUUUGACAAAACAUCGGAAUAAAUACAAAGAGCUUUUUUGGUUUUCAUUAAAUUGCAUCCUUUGUGGCACACUGCAGAUGUCAUUCUGCUUCUCAAGUGAUGAGCAUUUUGUAAUUAAAACCGCCGUGAUCUACUUUAUGGCUGUUGUGAAAUAUGGUCUUUGAAGUUAUUUGAAAUGCACAGGCAUCGCGCUUUUGACUACAGAUAUCUUCGAAGCAUUACUCAAAUAUACUGGACUCUCAUUGUGAUUUAUGCUGAAAUUAGACUUCGGGUUCUUUGUAGAAAUGCCAAAACGAUCAAUGAUGUAAAAGUAGCAUGUGGUGGUCGGUAUUCGAUAUAAUCCUUAAACUUCGUAUACAGCUCGUCUUGAUAACCGUUCUAUAUAACGUCCCAACGGUAUAUUAAUCAGAAUGCAAAUACGAAGUGUUGAUUACGUUUAUUGCGAGACCACACACAUAUAUCCAAAUGUACAGAUGCGUUAAACAAGCAUAGAAGAGUUGUGCCGAAAAGCAAGCAAGCGAGCGAGACGAGAGUGUGUGUGUGUUGAAUAUGAAUAACACGGACAUAUAUAUACCUAGUGAAAUGAAUGAGUAAUCGAAUCAAAUAAGCAGUUAGUAGUAAGACUAGCAGAGUGAAUAAAUGCGUAGGCCGUAAGCAAUAUUCAAGCAUACGUAUUUCAUAGAAGCACAAAAUAACAAGGGUGCAAUAAGUUGUUAAAUUGCGGAUGACUUUGUCCGCUAAAUGAGUUAGCAAAAGGGCUUAACUGAGUUAAAUGAGAAUAAACUCAAUUGCACGUGAGUCACUAUAAGCCAUUAAGGUGGUCAUGACAAAUGCAACCCAAGUCCCACUUACAUCUUACGCUGAUGUUAAUUAGUAAAAGAUUAUAUUGUAGGAAUAUUAGAAACAACUAAGUUAGCACAUUGUAUCAGACAAUUAGGUUAUGGACUGUUGAAAUAAGUACUGUUGUUUGUAUUUGAGUUGACCUAAAUCCCACCCUAUCUGUUUUAGUUUGAGGACCUAGAUAGUAUUGAUCCUCCUAACAAACGUUGCUGAUCGCUUACAUAAUUCUACAAGGUUAAUCAAUCUAUUUAUUAUCUUAAAACUCUUUGGAAAAUGCAUUAAAUAAUGGCACCGUGUUUUAUUUUUGAUUCGAAUAAAUUAUUAUCCUUAGUGAACUUUUGAAGUAUAUUUUUUAUUGUGUACUUUCAAAGGUUUGUAAGCAGUCGAUAAAAAUCCAUUUUAAGUAGUUGCGAUGUGGGCAUGUGGUUAGAUAAAUUUUUUCUAACUAAACUUAAUCAGUUAUUUUGUUUUAGAGAAGAACCGCCACUUCGAGGCAGUCGUUGUUCAUUAAAUGAUGACAGUGCUGAAAUUGGCAGUGAUGGAGAUGGUGAACUAGACGAUUAUAAUCUUGAUCCUGGUAAAUUCAAUGAAGAAGGCUCUUUCAUUGGAGAAUAUGCAACAGAGAGACACAAGGGCCCAUCAAAUCGUUUACCAACUCUUGAUCGAAACUACAAUCCAACAGUUUAAAUAAAGUAACACAAUUCUUGCCAAUUUUCCCGUCCCAUUUUUAUUUGUUAAUUUGAUUUUUACCGGAUCGAGUUGGGGAAAUCAGUUCUUGAAAUUAACCAAGUGGUAAACAAGCAGAUUAUUUCUUAACUUUUUCUCUCGCCUGCGAAUCAAAAUAUUCAAUUCAUUCCUCAUUUCCUUUAAAAUUCACAAUUUAAGAGAUCUAUCUCAUUGGAUUAACUUAGUUUGUUUCAUUAUAUGUACUUACUCUUUUUUAUUGUUUAAUGUUUUCCAUCUAGUUUGAAAACGGAGAACGUUCUUUAAUCUUACAUUUUCUUUUUACGAAAAAUAAUUCCCUCUUUUGUUUACUUUCUCCUUCUUCGUUCCUCCUGCCGAAUCUCAUUGUCAUCUCCUUUUUUUGGAUCUGUUUUCUUUUAUCACAUAUUUUGUUUUGAAAAAAAAAAGAUUAAAAAGAGCAAAAGCUUACAUCAUCAGUAUAUUCCAAAAUAACGCAUCAGCUAGUCCUAGGAUUCUUUCGUUUUCUUGUUAAAAAUAUAUGCAUUAUUCUUAUUAAUUUACACAGCUGCUGUUUUAUGAUAAACACAACGAAAAAGGACAAUUUGUAUUUAUUGUUUUGUUUUUUUCCUCCUCAAUUAUACCUAUGUCAUUUGACUGCUGUUAAAAAUGCUUUUAUUUAUUAAAUGAUUUUUCUAUACUGCAGGACUUAUUAUUAAUAUUAAUCAUUGUAAUGUUCAAUUAUUGUAUUAACUAUUUAUGCCUAUGUGUACUGUUUUUAUAAUUGUUUGUCAGUAUUAGUUGUAUUUAAUCGUUUGUCUUUAUUAUUACUUGUCAACUAUAUCUCGACUUUUUUGCAUUACUGUAUUGUAUUAGAUGGAUGCUUCUUUUCUAUGUAUACGUUAUUUGGUUUAAAAAGCGUAUUAAUAUUGACCAUUUGUUGUGUCAGUCUACAUUUUCUUCAUUCUUGUCAUUAUUUAGCCAUUAUAUAUAUAUAAUCUGACAUUUGUUCGAUCUCAUAUGUUAUGUACAUCCACGUUUUGUGUAUGUGCACAUACCAACACUGAUGUAUGCUACAGUGUUUUAUACAUUACCACUACGACUUUUACAUGGACUAUUAUGUUUAAUACGAAAAAGUUACUUAUAUAUAUCACCUUAGUUUAUUUAACAAAUUUCCGCUUUUUUUUUCAACCAAAAUACAAACUUUUGUUUAUUUUUUACAUCCAUUUGUUUUCUGUUUUUAUGCAAAUUGUUAAAUAUUGUCUUUUAACUUUUUGUUGUUAUUUUGUUCUUUAAAGAUUAAAUGAUUAUUAAUGCUUUUUUUGUAUACUAUUGAUGUAUGCUUUUUCAAUAGUUUCUGUAUAACCUAUGUCUAAAUAUGAAAUAUAUAUUUAUAGUUACAGUU
Schistosoma margrebowiei is the source of this 5358-nucleotide messenger RNA. The record is from the annotation of a GenBank genome assembly. NCBI's taxonomy places the organism in Eukaryota, Metazoa, Platyhelminthes, Trematoda, Strigeidida, Schistosomatidae.